This is a messenger RNA of Cylicostephanus goldi, 813 nucleotides long. The record is from the annotation of a GenBank genome assembly. NCBI's taxonomy places the organism in Eukaryota, Metazoa, Nematoda, Chromadorea, Rhabditida, Strongylidae.
AUGAUCGCUGGCUCUCUCCGUCCUUCGCUACCGUUUAGUGCAGAAAAAGGAAGUCUUUUGGCUGAUGUAGAUGAUUUCACUGCUCCAGCUCGAGGGAAGGAAAUGACUUCGAUGUGGGAUGCUACUAAAGAAAUAUUAUUGGAGAAGGAUUUUAUGGCGAUUAUUGGUUCCAAUUUCAUUCAUACUGCCAGAAGCGUUUCCCAUAUGAACUUUGCUUCCAUAGCUACUGAACUUCUCAUACCCCAAACAAUUUUGCCGAAAGGCUCCAUUCAAUUGAGUUUGUUCUACGGUGUCCUAACGCUUGGGCCACAGAUAUUGCUUAUCUUGAACGAACGUCUCAUUAAUAAGUGUGGAGCCUAUCGAAUUUUGAUGACCACUUAUGCUAUUUCCUUCUUUUCUGGACUGAUAUUCUUUUUCGCUAGUGAUCCAUACUUUAUUAUGAUUUUUAUGGUAAUCGACAGUAUAACGGUUCACUCUGCGGCACCGCUUUUCAACAUCAUCAUCUCAGACUUCAUAGAUGACGACGCGAAACGACACUCGCGCAAAUCGGGACUUUCCUCACUGGUAUUUAGUUUAAAUGCAUUAGUUGUCAAACCUGCACAGUCUAUAGCACCGGUUGUUGUUGUGUAUAUUCUCAAUGCUUACGGGUAUCAGAACUUUGUCGACACUAAACAACCUUCAGCUGACCUAGCUCAUGGUAUACGUCUUGUCUUGAUGUCUACCCCUCUUAUUCUUGGCGGCUUACAGUAUCUCAUCUUCAAAUCAUAUUCCUUGAAAAAUAGACACCUUCAGAAACCUGAAGAGAACAUUUGA